AUGGAAAAUGCAUUUGACUCCUUUCUCAACCUUCCCUGGACCGCGCGAGACCGUGAACCCGACGGAAGGAGCGGCGAGAAGAGCGGUGAGGCGAACGCGAGCAACGCAGCGGCACAGCGCGCGGCGCGGAAGCAGCUUCUCGCGGCGCUUAUGCAAGCUCUCGCGGACUCAACGGCGGACGACACUGCCGCCGCCGACGACGACGAGCGCGCCGCCGCCGACGGGCCGCCUUCCUCACCGGAAUCCCUCGAUGAGCGGGAGUUCCUCUCAUCCGCGGCGCUGGCAGCAGGGUCGCGGAAGCGCAAGGCGGCGGAGAUCGAGGAGGCCCCCUCUGCGGAUGCACCUGUCGUGGGCGGAAGCGAGGAAGAGUCGGAGGUGACGCGUCAGCUGCGCCGUGCGAUUGCUGCUGUCAUCCUCCGCGGCGGCAGGGCCGGAUCGUGCCCCGCACCCGCUGCUUUGGACGCCCCCCCGCGCCCCCCGCGGCCUCCCGCGGCUGCGCUGCCAGCGGUUGCUCAUGCCACACCUGCUGGCAGGACGCUCGGCCAUCAUGUUGGCCCGCAGCAGAUGCCCUUUCGCCUGCCCGUUGCCAAAGGUGCAGCUCCUGCUGCCCCUUCCGCUACGCCUGCGUCACUAGCCACCGUGCCAGAAGCAGCAGCUUGCAUGAACUACUUUGAAAAUUCUGAUGAUGACAUGUUGGGUUUCGGUGGAAGUCCCGGCUGCGGCAGAGGCGCCAAUGGGGCGGCGGAUCACGAUGCGGAUUAUUGGUUGCCGCGCAACCGCGGGCGAAAGGACCGGCAGAUGGCGGGGGACCGCAUCAAGGCGCGGAGCAUGGCGGAGAGGCAGAGGCGGGAGAGGAUCAGUGAGGGGCUGCAAAAGCUGCGAUUGGUAGUGCGCGGGCAUGGGGACACUGCUACCAUGCUGGAUAAAGCUGUCGCAUAUGUCGACGCGUUGCAGCGCAGAGUGACCGCACUGGAGACCGCCCUGCUGCUGCACCAAGCGUCGUGCAAGCACCCAGAGUGGCAGAAUGGUUGCUCCCUGGCCUCCCCUGGAGGAUCUUCUGAGCUUUUGUAA
Messenger RNA from Closterium sp. Yama58-4, 1071 nucleotides. The record is from the annotation of a GenBank genome assembly. Lineage: Eukaryota; Viridiplantae; Streptophyta; Zygnematophyceae; Desmidiales; Closteriaceae.